Perognathus longimembris pacificus (Pacific pocket mouse) is the source of this 3944-nucleotide messenger RNA. RefSeq names its product SEC24 homolog C, COPII coat complex component (gene Sec24c). The record is from RefSeq and is a predicted model, not a curated record. Gene Ontology annotation, biological process: intracellular protein transport; endoplasmic reticulum to Golgi vesicle-mediated transport; COPII-coated vesicle cargo loading. Bases 151 to 3510 code for a protein of 1119 amino acids. Gene Ontology annotation, molecular function: zinc ion binding; SNARE binding. The transcript is spliced from 24 exons. Gene Ontology annotation, cellular component: endoplasmic reticulum exit site; COPII vesicle coat. Lineage: Eukaryota; Metazoa; Chordata; Mammalia; Rodentia; Heteromyidae.
CUGGCCCUGGAGCGUGGGGGCGGAACUUCCGGGGGGGACGCUACGACGGCCCUCUCGGAACCGGAAGUGGAGCCUGGGAACCUUGACGUUAGGAACGAAAUCGAACCUGGAUCUGGAGCCGGGUGAGAGCAAGUCGGGGAUGCUCUCAUAAUGAGUGUCAACCAGUCAGCUCCACCUGUGCCGCCAUUUGAGCAGCCCCAGCCCAUCUACCCAGGAUAUCAUCAGUCCGGUUAUGGUGGGCAACCAGGAUCCACCGCCCUUCCUACUCACUAUGGAACCUACAAUGGCCCAGUGCCAGGCUAUCAGCAGACAUCUCCUCAAGGUGUGUCAAGAGCUCCACCUUCUUCAGGAGCACCUCCAGCCUCGACAGCACAAGCCCCUUGUGGCCAGGCUGCAUAUGGCCAAUUUAGCCAAGGUGAUGUACAGAAUGGGCCAAGCUCCACCGUUCACUUGCAAAGGCUCCCCAGCUCUCAGCCAUUUGGGUCGCCACCAUUGGCCCCUGUGGUCAGCCAGCCAGCCCUGCUUCAGCCUUAUGGCCCUCCUCCAACAAGUGCACAGGUGACUGCUCAGCUGGCAGGAAUGCAGAUCAGUGGUGCUGUGGCCCCAGCCCCUCCCCCUUCAGGGCUGGGCUAUGGCCUACCAACACCACUGGCCUCAGCCUCAGGAAGUUUCCCUAACUCUGGUCCAUAUGGCUCUUAUCCUCAGGGCCAGGCUCUUCCCCUUAGCCAGGCCCAAGGACAUCCUGGAGUUCUGCCUCCCCAGCGAUCUGCCCCACCACUGGCUUCCAACUUCACCUCCCCAGCUUCAGGGGGUCCUCGGAUGCCUUCAAUGACUGGUCCACUCCUGCCUGGGCAGAGUUUUGGGGGUCCGCCAGUGAGCCAACCUAACCAUGUGUCCUCAACUCCUUCUCAAGCUCUGACCUCGGGCACCCAGAUUACUGGGCCCCCAGGAGCACUACCACCUAUGCACUCCCCACAGCAGCCAGGCUAUCAGAUGCAACAAAAUGGUUCCUUUGGACCAGCCCGGAGCCCUCAGGCCAAUUAUGGAAGCCCUUACCCUGGAACACCUGCAUUUGGCAGCCAGCCUGGGCCUCCUCAGCCACUGCCUCCUAAGCGCCUGGACCCUGAUGCCAUCCCCAGUCCUCAACUCAAUGAGCUGCCUCCUCAGCAGAAAACCAGGCACAGAAUAGACCCUGAUGCCAUUCCUAGUCCAAUUCAGGUCAUUGAAGAUGACAGGAACAACAGAGGUUCAGAGCCAUUUGUUACUGGUGUGCGGGGCCAGGUGCCACCCUUAGUUACCACCAACUUCCUGGUGAAAGACCAAGGUAAUGCAAGUCCCCGAUACAUCCGAUGCACAUCCUAUAAUAUACCCUGUACUUCUGACAUGGCUAAGCAGGCUCAGGUGCCCCUGGCAGCUGUCAUUAAGCCACUGGCAAGUCUGCCCCCAGAGGAGGCUUCACCGUAUGUCGUGGACCAUGGGGAAUCUGGCCCUCUGCGCUGCAAUCGCUGCAAAGCAUACAUGUGCCCCUUCAUGCAGUUCAUUGAGGGAGGGAGGCGUUUCCAGUGCUGCUUUUGCAGCUGUAUCAAUGAUGUCCCCCCCCAGUAUUUUCAACAUCUGGAUCAUACCGGCAAGCGUGUGGAUACUUAUGACCGUCCUGAGCUAUCCAUGGGCUCUUAUGAAUUCUUGGCUACUGUAGAUUACUGCAAGAACAAUAAGUUUCCCAGCCCUCCUGCCUUCAUCUUCAUGAUUGAUGUCUCUUACAAUGCCAUUAGGACUGGCCUUGUUAAGCUCCUCUGUGAGGAGCUCAAGUCACUGUUAGACUACCUACCUAGGGAGGGUGGAGCAGAAGAGUCAGCAAUCCGAGUUGGCUUUGUCACCUACAAUAAGGUGCUCCACUUCUACAAUGUGAAGAGCUCAUUGGCCCAGCCACAGAUGAUGGUUGUAUCUGAUGUGGCUGACAUGUUUGUGCCACUGCUUGAUGGCUUCUUGGUCAACAUCAAUGAGUCUCGGGCAGUUAUCACCAGCUUACUGGAUCAAAUUCCAGAAAUGUUUGCAGAUACAAGAGAGACAGAGACAGUAUUUGCCCCAGUAAUCCAGGCUGGGAUGGAGGCUCUGAAGGCUGCUGAGUGUGCAGGGAAGCUGUUUCUUUUCCACACAUCCCUGCCUAUUGCAGAGGCACCAGGGAAGCUGAAGAACAGAGACGACAGAAAGCUGAUCAACACAGACAAGGAGAAGACUCUGUUCCAGCCCCAGACAGGUGCCUAUCAGUCUCUGGCCAAAGAGUGCGUAGCCCAAGGCUGCUGUGUGGACCUCUUCCUCUUCCCUAACCAGUAUGUGGAUGUGGCCACACUCUCAGUUGUGCCUCAGCUCACUGGUGGCUCUGUCUACAAAUAUGCUUGCUUUCAGGUGGAGAACGACCAAGAACGAUUUCUGAGUGACUUACGUCGUGAUGUGCAGAAGGUUGUUGGCUUUGAUGCUGUUAUGCGCGUCCGGACAAGCACUGGUAUCCGUGCUGUAGAUUUCUUUGGCGCUUUCUACAUGAGCAAUACAACAGAUGUGGAGCUGGCAGGCCUGGAUGGGGACAAGACGGUGACCGUGGAGUUCAAGCAUGAUGAUCGGCUCAAUGAAGAGAGUGGAGCCCUCCUGCAGUGUGCCCUGCUUUAUACCAGCUGUGCAGGACAGCGUCGACUCCGUAUCCACAACUUGGCCUUGAACUGCUGCACCCAGCUGGCUGACCUGUACCGAAACUGUGAGACUGACACACUCAUCAACUACAUGGCCAAGUUUGCAUACCGUGGUGUCCUAAAUAACCCUGUGAAGACUGUGCGUGACAGUCUUAUCACCCAGUGUGCUCAGAUCCUGGCCUGUUACAGAAAGAAUUGUGCCAGCCCCUCCUCUGCAGGACAGCUGAUCCUUCCUGAGUGCAUGAAACUACUUCCAGUUUACCUGAACUGUGUGUUGAAGAGUGAUAUCCUGCAGCCUGGAGCUGAAGUUACUACUGAUGACCGUGCCUAUGUUCGCCAGCUGGUUACUUCCAUGGAUGUGGCUGAGACCAAUGUCUUCUUCUACCCACGACUCCUACCACUGACAAAGUCUCCUAUUGAGAACACCACUGAACCCCCAGCAGUCCGAGCAUCCGAGGAACGGCUAAGCAAUGGCGACAUAUAUUUGCUGGAGAAUGGACUCAACCUCUUCCUCUGGGUGGGAGCAAGUGUUCAACAGGGUGUUGUCCAGAGCCUUUUCAACGUUUCUUCCUUCAGUCAGAUCACCAGUGGCUUGAGUGUUCUGCCAAUUCUGGAUAAUCCAUUGUCCAAGAAGGUUCGAGGCCUCAUUGAUAACUUAAGGGCACAGAGAUCGCGAUACAUGAAGUUGAUCGUGGUAAAACAAGAAGACAAGCUGGAGAUGCUGUUCAAACACUUCCUGGUAGAAGACAAGAGCCUCAGUGGGGGAGCAUCCUAUGUGGACUUUCUCUGUCAUAUGCACAAGGAAAUUCGGCAGCUACUGAGCUAAAGCAAGUGGGUAAAUAACAUAAGGUCCCAGGCCAGCUUCCAGAAAGUACCCCGGGAUGGCAGAGGAAUUGGGAUAGUUCCAUAUCUGAUAAGUCAUGUAUGCUGACCUCAGUCUCUUCAGAGGGAGGGGGAGAUCUAAGGUGACACCUUUCUGGGCUCAAGUAUGCUACCAUUUUGUCCUGUCCUGCUGAUGGAAGGUGUCCCUGUCCUCUCACUCUACCCUCCUUUUCCUGCUAAUCCUGUUGUAAUGAAUGUAGUUUCUCAGUUCACUGUAUAUGAUUCAGUGUUGGGGGUUUGGAGGUGUCCAGAUACUGGGGAUAGCGUCCCUUUGGACCAGCCUCCAAGAGGAGGGGGGGACAAGAAAGAGUGGGGAUCCCAGGGUUACUACAGGAGGUGGUGAAUUCAGCUCAACAACUUCCUAUAUUAGGGAUAAAA